AUGUGGCGAGCACUUGUUGGUUUAACUCUUUUAAAUAUUGUUUUAGCUGAAGAAGAUCUACGGUAUGUUGAAACUGAUUCUGGUGUAGUAAGCGGUGAAAAGUAUUGGAAAGCCGAUUAUUAUGAAUUUUAUGGCAUCCCUUAUGCCAAGGUACCUACAGGAAGAGAUAGAUUUCAGGCUCCCUUAGCCCCUGAACCAUGGGAAGGAGUAUUUAAAGCCACAAAGAGAACAACUCUCUGCCACCAAAUCUAUUACACUGGAGACGUCAAUGAUGAAACAAUGUUGGAUGGUGAAGAAGAAUGUCUUGUCGUAAAUCUAUUUGUCCCAGACGUAGCAUCUGAAAAGAAUUUAGUACCAGUUGUAGUAUACAUUCAUAGUGGAGCAUUUUCUGGUGGAAGUGGGAUGAUGGCUAUGUACAGUUACUUAGUGAGACAUGACAUAAUUGCCGUUAGUUUUAAUUACCGCUUAGGUGCCUUGGGAUUUGCUUGUCUGGGUAAUAAGGAAAUACCUGGAAACGCUGGCUUGAAAGACCAAGUGGCUGCUUUAAGAUGGAUUAAGAAGAACAUUAAAAAAUUUGGGGGUGAUCCCGAUAACAUCACACUGGCGGGUUUCAGUGUAGGUGCGUCUAUGGCCCACUUACUAUCAUUAUCUCCUGCUACUAAAGGGCUAUUUAAUAAAAUUAUUCUCGACAGCGGUUCUGCUUUAACACCUUUUGCGAUAAAUCGACACCCCGUGACCACUGCAAAAAAUAUAGCUCUUUCAAUAGGCUAUAAUGGAACGGAUAGCUUAAAGGAUUUAACCGAAUUUUAUUUGAAUGCCACAAUCCGAGAUCUAACUGAGAAAAGUUUACAUUUUUAUGUGAGAAAUAGUUCAUUCGGAUUUGCUCCAUGUAUUGAAAAUAAAAUUGAAGGCGUUGAGGCAAUAUUAACGGAGUCGCCUUUGGACGUAAUGAAGAAAGGUUUAUAUAACGACGUGGCAGUUUUGAUUGGUUUCUCUAAUAUGGAAGGCAUAAGUCGUACAAUUAAAUUCGGUGAAUGGAGAGAGGAAAUGAAUGAAAAAUUUGCUGAUUUCUUACCAGCUGAUCUUAAAUUUGAUACUGAGAAAUCUAAAAAUGAUUUUAUAACACAAACAAAAAUGUCCUAUUUUGGAGAACAAAAAAUUGAUGCCCAAGCAUUACAAAGUUACAUAAACUAUUUCUCUGAUUCAAUGUUUAAAUAUGGUAUAAUACGAGCAGCAAAAUUACACUCAGCAAUAUCAAAGAAACCCAUAUAUCUGUAUGAAUUUGGUUACGUUGGACGUCUAAAUAUUAAUCACAUAUAUAUGGAGAAAGUAAAAGGGGCCAGUCAUAGAGACCAAACUUCGUAUGUUCUAGAUUUUUUUGGAUUUACAAAUAAUUAUAAAGAUUUGGAUACUAGAGACCGUAUGACGAGUAUGUGGUCGGAUUUUGUAAAGUACAGUGACCCCACCAAAUACGAGAGCUCACUUAUCACUUUCAAAUGGCAGCCAUAUACCAACGAAAAUCCAAACUACUUGGAGAUCAACAAAAAGUUACAAAUGAAGAAAGAUUUGUUUGCUGAUGGAUGGCGCUUUUGGAAUAAAGUAUACGACAAGUAUUACUGGAACCCCACAGCGUCAACGGCCACA
Brenthis ino (lesser marbled fritillary) is the source of this 1644-nucleotide messenger RNA. NCBI's taxonomy places the organism in Eukaryota, Metazoa, Arthropoda, Insecta, Lepidoptera, Nymphalidae. The record is from the annotation of a GenBank genome assembly.